AUGGCUACUGCAUUUUUGAAAGCUAAUCCAACGCUUAUCCCCCUAUUUCUUGCUUGUGGUGGGGGUGUUGGCGGAAGUAUCAUGUAUGCAUUUUACACACUCCGCACAAACCCGGACGUGAUUGUGAACAAAGUAGGAAAUCCUCAACCUUGGAACCGCAUUGCUCAACACGAAAACGCCAAGCUUAUUACGAUCAACAAACAGUUCUUCGAGGAUAGAAAAGGAAUGGAAUCUCCUUCUUCACGAUAUUAA
Messenger RNA from Ambispora leptoticha, 252 nucleotides. The record is from the annotation of a GenBank genome assembly. Lineage: Eukaryota; Fungi; Glomeromycota; Glomeromycetes; Archaeosporales; Ambisporaceae.